This is a messenger RNA of Drosophila hydei, 1892 nucleotides long. It is a transcript of the gene mst, whose product is annotated as protein misato. Gene Ontology annotation, cellular component: cytoplasm. The transcript has 3 exons. Bases 56 to 1768 code for a protein of 570 amino acids. Gene Ontology annotation, biological process: mitochondrion distribution. Lineage: Eukaryota; Metazoa; Arthropoda; Insecta; Diptera; Drosophilidae. The record is from RefSeq and is a predicted model, not a curated record.
GCGCGCCUUGGAUUGCUAUUUGUCAUUUAAUUUUGUGGAAAAUAGAUCGGAAAAUAUGCAGCACACACGUGAGAUACUAACAUUUCAGUUCGGCACAUAUGCUAACUAUGUGGGUGCACAUUUUUGGAACCAACAGGAGGCGAACUUUGUUUACGAUAAUGACAGCAAUGUGCCUGAGGAGCAGCUACCUCAUAAUGAUGUUCUUUAUAGAGAGGGUCUCAAUGAUCAGAAGCAAACGACAUAUACGCCUCGAUUGCUUUCUGUUGAUUUACUGGGCACAUUGCGGCAUUUGCCAAUUGUCGGCGAAUUGUAUGGCAACUUUUUGCAGCUGGCGAAUGAGCAGAACGCGGAUGAGGUGCAGAAAGCUAAAGAUUCAGCCGAACAGAAUCAGUUGUCCACGCCCGGCGGCUUGGAUGUGCGCAUGCAGCCACCUGUCGAGUUAUCCGAAUACCAACAGGAUUUGUUAAAGGGCGCUGUUAAUAUCGAGAGUAAAGAUUAUAAUUUGGCUCAAAACUGCAGUAGCUGGGCGGAUUAUCUGUAUGCACGUUAUCAUCCGCGCACAUUAAAUGUGCUUCAAGGCAUGCAACGUCAGACGGAUGUCCAGGUGUUGGGCACACAAGUGGCUGGCGUGGAGCUGUGGCAAUCGUCGUCCUUCAAUGAGGACUUCUGCGACCGUAUACGCUUGUAUGCAGAGGAAUGCGAUGGAUUGCAAGGUUUUCAGUUGCUAUUCGAUAUUGACGAUGGCUUCAGUGGAUUAGCCACUAAGUGCUUAGAGCAUUUGAAUGAUGAAUAUAGUCGAGCAAGCUAUGUACUGCCUUUGCAUUAUCCACGGAACAUUUCAUAUGCUCAAGCAGAUCCCCGCACGGCACACAGCAUUCGUGUGGUGAAUAGCGUUCUCAGUUAUUAUCAUCUUACCGAGCAGGCGACCAUGUUUACUCCACUUUCCACGCUGGAGACCAUUUGGCGCAAUACGACAUUGCAAUCGAGACGUAUGACUGGUCUCCACUGGCAGCCGGAUAAUCUGUAUCAGAGCUCAGCUGUUUUGGCUGCCUAUUUGGAUACGGUUACCCUCGGCUAUCGUUUGCGACAGACGCCGGAGACGCUAUUGCGCUUCUGUGAGCGCGUCUCACCAGCUGGUCGAAAAAUGACGGCGGCUGGUUUAUCGCUGCCUUUAGGCAUGGAACAGGAGCAGGAUCUGAUUGAUUUCUUGGAUGGCGCCGAUAAUGGUUCGUUGUUGUCACAGCUAACGCCUGGCUGUGAGCCGGGCAAUUCGCAUGUUGUACAAUCGGUUGUGGCACGUGGAAUACCCUACUCGAGGCUCAAGCGUCCCGUGGACCAGGCCGGUCCACAGCUACGAAUGUCGGCCUACAAAUGCGAAAGCGUCUCCCAGAUGCUUCAAUUAUACUAUCAGUGUGCCUAUCAUGGCAGUGUGACGCAUGCCGCCUCCACACCGCUGCCACUGAACACCAAGUUACCUUUUCCCUAUGAACUUUUUGACACACGGAUUGCAGCUGAUGGCUUUAAGCUACAAAGCGAGGCGGAGCGAGAGCAGGACAAACGUGUGGGCUGUGCUCCAGCCUUAGCUGCUGUACAGAAUUCCAGCAAGCUGGGCACACAUUUGGAUACGCUGCAUGGGCAAACGCAUCGCGUCCAGCUGGCCAAGCUGCAGAGCUACACACAGUCCGGUUUCGAGCAAGAUGAGUACGAUACGGCACUCGACAAGCUGCUUGAGUUUAGGGACAACUACGAAGAUUCUCAGUAUCUUUAAGUCUGUGAUAAACAUUCAAGCACAUGCACACACACAUAUAUAAGCACACGAAUAAUAAUUAAUAAUAAAUACACACAAUUAUUUAAACUUGUAUUUCAGAGUGAGAUAAAAUCCUAAUAUUAAC